GCGUGGUCUUGCUUCCCACCGGAAGCUUUUGUCCAGCGCCCCGUGUCCCCAGAGGGAGGGGGCGGUGGCGGCAGCUGGGGCUGCAGAAGCAGCCCGGGGGUCCGGAAGUCAACAUCAUGUCGAGUCUGCACCAGAGCCGGAUUGCAGAUUUCCAGAAUGUCCUGAAGGAGCCCUCCAUUGUGUUGGAAAAACUUCGAGAACUCAGUUUUAGUGGCAUCCCCUGUGAGGGCGGACUGCGGUGCCUCUGCUGGAAGAUCCUCCUGAACUACCUCCCUUUGGAGAGAGCCUCAUGGACUUCCAUCCUGGCCAAGCAGAGGGGCCUCUAUUCUCAGUUCCUGAGAGAGAUGAUUAUCCAGCCUGGCAUUGCCAAGGCCAACAUGGGUGUAUCCAGGGAGGAUGUGACCUUCGAGGACCAUCCCCUCAACCCAAACCCUGACAGCAGGUGGAACACGUAUUUUAAGGACAACGAGGUGCUGCUGCAGAUUGACAAAGAUGUCCGGAGGCUGUGCCCAGAUAUAUCCUUCUUCCAAAGAGCCACUGAGUACCCCUGCCUUCUCAUCCUGGACCCGCAGAAUGAGUUUGAGACCCUGCGGAAGCGGGUGGAGCAGACCACACUGAAAUCUCAGACAGUGGCCCGCAACCGGAGUGGAGUCACAAACAUGAGCUCCCCGCACAGGAACAGCACACCGCCAGCCCUGAAUGAGUAUGAGGUUCUGCCCAAUGGCUGUGAAGCCCACUGGGAGGUGGUGGAGCGGAUCCUGUUCAUCUAUGCCAAGCUCAACCCUGGCAUCGCUUAUGUGCAGGGCAUGAAUGAGAUCGUGGGCCCCCUCUACUACACCUUUGCCACUGACCCCAACAGCGAGUGGAAAGAGCACGCCGAAGCAGAUACCUUUUUUUGCUUCACCAACCUCAUGGCCGAGAUCCGGGACAACUUCAUCAAGAGCCUGGAUGACUCCCAGUGCGGCAUCACCUACAAGAUGGAAAAGGUGUACUCCACCUUGAAGGAUAAGGAUGUAGAACUCUACCUGAAACUGCAAGAGCAGAAUAUCAAGCCCCAGUUCUUUGCCUUCCGAUGGCUGACGCUGCUGCUGUCGCAGGAGUUCUUGCUGCCCGAUGUCAUCCGGAUCUGGGACUCCCUCUUCGCGGAUGACAACCGCUUUGACUUCCUCCUCCUGGUCUGCUGUGCCAUGCUUAUACUGAUCCGGGAGCAGCUGCUGCAGGGGGAUUUCACCAUCAACAUGAGGCUUCUGCAGGAUUACCCCAGCACAGAUGUCUGCCGGAUCCUACAGAAAGCCAAGGAACUCCAAGACUCGAAGUAACCUGAUAGCAAGAGGCCCAGGUUGGGAAGAGUGGCCAUGUGCACUCUGCACCCUGGGACACAAAGGAGACAGUGAGAAAGCCAGCCUGAGGGCAAGCUGCAGUCUUGGCCAGCUCCAGGGCUUCCCAACCUGGUUCCCACGGUCCAGACUGCUCCUCCUGGAACACACUGUGUUGUGUGCUUCUCAGUGCUGCGCCCUGCCACUCCCCCUGCACUUCAGCCCUGGGACCCUCUACCCAGACUGCUAUGUAGGGCUGGAGCUCCUGAAAUGGUUUCCUGGGGCUGCGGCUAUUUGGGGCAUAGGAGGCUGGCAAGGGUCCUGCCAUGCCUCUGCCCAAUAGCUCCUCAUCCUUUGUGCUUUCAUCUUCCUCUGGGUCCUGGUCAGGGGAGGUAAUUGGCUAAUGGGCCAGAAACCAUGUCUGAGUGUUGGUGCUCAAGCUACUUGAGGAAGUGACCCCAGGAGAGCUAAGUGACCGCCAGUUCUAGGUCCACCUUCUGUCUUUCUUGCCAGAUGUGUUUGCUCAUGUCUGGUAGGGGUGUCUCCCAGGUGUCUCUGCUUGUGUGCGGAUGUACAUGUGUGUCCACACAUGCCCUGGAAGUGGAGUAAGGGUAUGUUGGAAUCCCUCUAAGGCCCUGCUUCCCCUUCUCUGCGUCUCUACCUCUGCCUGUCUCUCUCUUCCUUUGCCAGAGGUUUGUGUGACUCCUGCUGUUUCUUCUUCUCUCCAAUUCUCUUUACCCUUCUCUUGGGUCACCUUACCCUGAACCUCUUCACUCUUUCCUUCCCUCUGCUCCUUGAAGCCAGCAGUCAGAAUGAGGAGUGUGGCUUAGUAAGACCCCUGGAGGCCAGCCUUGGCUUGGACACCCUUUUCCCAUCCCCAGCCUGAGGCUUUCAGGUCCGAUAGUCAGAGGGCCCUGACCCUGCUCUGGUCAUGGAAACCAAGUGCUGCUGACGAUGGUGGCCUGUGAAGCUUUGAGCCUCUUGCCCAUUUUUUUGCCCAAGAAUGGAGGAAGUGGGGAGGGGAGAGUCUUUUCAGAGGCUCUCUGAAGCCUCACUCAUCUCAGAGAUCAGGACAGCCUGGCUGUGAUAUGCCUGGGAGUUAGAUUCCACACAUUUCAGUAGAGCGGUUGUCCCCUUGGCUUCCAUGUUCCCACCUGAAGUAUGCAAGUCUUGGCAAGGGACCAAAGGAUGCCUCUCUGGGUCCAGGAUUGGCUAAACUCGAAGGCCUGGAGCCUCCCAGUAUCAGGAGGGCUACAGCUGUCCUCCACUCCCAUGGGGAUACGGAGGUGCUGGCCAUGUGUCUGGGCUGGCUCCUGGCUCCAGAGCUGGGUGCCCUGAGCUGCACCCUGUUCAGCAGGUAGACUUCUCUGACCAUACCCCUUUCCUCCUUUCAUGAGGAGGUUAGGUAGUCCCAAAGGCAGGUUGACAGCAACGGUUCUCAACUCAACCUCUCAGACUGGCCAGCUGGAGCCAGGCCUCCAGCAGCUGCCACCUGAAGCCUUCCUGAGACCAGUGGGCGGGGCUUCCCGCCUUCCCAUGCUGUUGUUUUAGCAAGUUUGGGUUGGGUGCUGCUGGGACUCUACUUUUUUUUUUUUUGCUACAUUUUCUCCCAACCCACAACAUUUGGGAGAUUUUUUACUAUUUAUUUAGAAAUGGGCUAGCUAUUUAUUGCAGAUGGGCAAGUGAUGUGGGACUGUGGGUGGGUGGAAGUGGCUGGGAUGAUAGAGGAGUUGGAAGCUUGGGUUGUCCUAUUUCCCAGGGUCAACCCUGGCAUCCUCUCCCUUGUUCCUGGCCAGGAGGCUGCCAGCUCCACACGAGACUGAGUAUAAUGGAGGCCAGAGCUGGUGCCUUUGCCAUACUCUAAGACACAGGCUACAUACACUCCUACCAUCCUGGUCGCCCCUUAACCUACGACUUGUUAGCUGGUAGUUCAGCCCCACCACUGAUCCCUUCGUCGCCUGGGACCCAGCAGACACUGCCCAGGACACUGAUGCAUUCCCUCUUUCCUGUUCUCCCUCCCUCCCCUCUUCCCUCCCUCUCUCCCCCUCCCUUUUUAUUACCCUCCUUCCCUCUCCCCUUCCUUCCCUCCCUCCCUCCCUCCCUUCCUGGGACCAUGCUACUGGAAUCACUGCAUCUGAUUUGUUUCUAUGGGAGACCUGCAUCCUGUGCCCACUACUUGGUCCUUGAGAUGAAGGCCAAGGUCACGGGGACUUUGUCUUGGGUAGGGUGGCUCCCCAUUUGGGUGCUGCCUGAGAGAAGGAUCUGCUCUGGGUGAGUCUUGAGGGGGAACCAGAGCCUGAGGUGCCUGCAGCUCACUUGGGAACAGCACCCAGGAGCUCAGUAGGCCAGCGUUGUUGACCAGUUGUCUUUAAUAAACCGUGUGCUCUUUA
This is a messenger RNA of Psammomys obesus (fat sand rat), 3706 nucleotides long. It is a transcript of the gene Tbc1d13, whose product is annotated as TBC1 domain family member 13. The transcript has 12 exons. Gene Ontology annotation, biological process: intracellular protein transport; activation of GTPase activity. The record is from RefSeq and is a predicted model, not a curated record. Gene Ontology annotation, molecular function: GTPase activator activity. NCBI's taxonomy places the organism in Eukaryota, Metazoa, Chordata, Mammalia, Rodentia, Muridae. The coding region runs from base 117 to 1319 and encodes 400 amino acids.